UCAGCAGCACUCGCAGCUAUUUUUAAGCCUGGCAAACACACAAUGUUCAGCUGCAACCUGAUGCUGUGGCAGGUAACAUUGCGAGUAAGGGUUUAAGGCGGUUAGCGUUGUUCUCUCAGGAUUUCCAUCCAGCAUUACCCAGGCAUGUCUGCAGAAGAGCUUGUACCCUCCGUGGUCUCCUGCAACCUGGAGCUUCCCAAAUGUAUGAACUGGAUAAUGAAAACAAAGAAGAAAAUGUCAAAUUGGAGAAAACAGUGAACCAAAUAUUAGAGGGAAGCUCUGGAGAUGAAUCUCCACAGGUAGCUGUACGAAGAAAGGUGUCAUUUGCGGACGCCUUUGGUCUGGACCUGGUUUCUGUGAAGGAGUAUGACAACCAUGACAACCAGGAUUCAUCAGUGCUGGAGGCAAAUAGUAGAGAAGCUGAGGAAUUUUACAUCUCUUGCCUCUUUAAUAUCCUAGCAUUGCACCAGGACAUGGAGGUGAGACUUCAGCAGCAGAAGUUGGAGCUGGAGCGCAUUGAGCUGCUCCCUGGAUCCACCACAAUCCGCGGCAUCAUCCGCGUUCUUAACCUCUGCUUCCACAAGGCCGUCUACGUCCGUGUCACUCUGGACGGCUGGCAGAGCCACUUCGACCUGCUGGCUGAGUACAUGCCUGGGUCCAGCGAUGGCGAGACGGACUGUUUCUCUUUUCAACUCGUGUUGAUGCCUCUGUUCCAGGUCGAAGGGUUGCGGGUGGAGUUCUGUCUGCGGUAUGAAAGUGCUGUUGGAAUCUUCUGGGCCAACAAUGGAGGGACAAACUACAUUGUCUUCUGCCACCAAAGACGAAGGAGCGAUCUGAAAGAGAAAGAGAGUGAAAAGGAGAAGUCUGUAGAGGAGAGCAACCAAAAAGGUAUCAGGAGCUGCCUUAAAACAAUCAGUAAAAAGACCUACUGGGAGGCGACACCUGCAGAGGCGAGCGGUGAGGUCUCAGAACAAGUCACACCCAAGGCCAGGCAUACUGAGGAGAACAUAACAGAAAAAGAAGUAGGAAUAAAUUCCUGCAAAUCCCUUAAGGACUGCUGCAAAACUCUGGUGGAUUGUCGUAGGAAACGUCAAGCUGCUCGUUUGGCUCACGUGCAGGACUACUUCAUUCAGAAAGCAAUGGAAAUCCAGAUGGGUUAUAAUUCCAACACAAAUACAAGUACCACAUCCAUACCAAGGCUGAGUAUACCAAGUAGAACCCACUUGCCUGUUGUCCACGGCCAACAAGGAUACGGUAAUGACACGCCACCAAUACUAAUGUACCACCAGAUCCCUCUGCUUUCCCUGGAUUGGGGCAGUACCACAACAACACCUCCCUAAGCAAA
Messenger RNA from Carassius carassius (crucian carp), 1345 nucleotides. RefSeq names its product protein phosphatase 1 regulatory subunit 3A-like. The transcript has 4 exons. Bases 201 to 1340 code for a protein of 379 amino acids. Gene Ontology annotation, molecular function: protein phosphatase 1 binding; glycogen binding. The record is from RefSeq and is a predicted model, not a curated record. Lineage: Eukaryota; Metazoa; Chordata; Actinopteri; Cypriniformes; Cyprinidae. Gene Ontology annotation, cellular component: protein phosphatase type 1 complex. Gene Ontology annotation, biological process: regulation of glycogen biosynthetic process.